AUGUAUGGCAUAUUCUAUGCACCGGAAAAACUACAAAUAAGAAGAAAAGAUCGUGAGAAAAAGAAAUACCUUGUAAGUCAUACAUGGAUAGUUAAAACACCUCUCCCUCUUAUAUCCGGUCAGUCAUAUAUAAAUAUCAAUAAAAAAACAAAAAAAAAUUCAAACAUUUGGGAAUUUCGUAUUCUUCCAGAGACAAGUAAUACCUCUUUGAACACUGCGAUGCACACUAUGGUAAAGAAUGGACAGCAAACACCUGUAUUGCUGGGUUCUAAAAUCGAACCCAGGGAUAGCACAAGCAUAAAAAGUUUAGUCAACGAACCAAACACUCCCACCGAUAUGUACCACCCAAAGAUUAAAACAGAGUAUGAUAUGACUAUCAAGAAAGAGUCUCCCACUUCAACCGAGCCACUCAAGGAAACAACAAAGGACACUUCAAAGGACACUCCAAAGGAAACACUCAUUUGUAAAUGGUCUCAUUGCUACCGGGAGUUCCAGCAGGCAGAACUGUUGUACCACCACUUAUGCCAAGAACACGUUGGAAGAAAGUCCCAAAAGAACUUGCAACUGAAAUGCCAGUGGGACAAUUGUACUUCAAAGACUGAGAAAAGAGACCAUAUGACAUCUCAUCUUCGGGUCCAUGUGCCUCUGAAGCCAUUCGCUUGCUCGACUUGCAGUAAACGCUUUAAAAGACCCCAGGACUUGAAGAAGCAUUUAAAGAUACACCUGAGUGACCUAGGAAUAGAUGCACCAAAAAAGAAAAGAGGUCCUAAAGUCGGUUCGAAGCGAGUCAAUAGCAAAUCUUUCCACAAAGUAUCCUAUGACCAAGUUCCUGCAAUUGGCAGCGCUUCACAACCAAGGUUUAACCACUACGCACCUAUGCAAGCGAGCCAACCUGUAUCUUACGAGCACUGGGUCCAGAUGGAAAUGCCACAUUACACACCCGUUUACAGCCCCGCAUUGGCUGAGCGAGUACAGGCUAUUUCUGCACCAACACUCUACGUACAAGGGUUCGAGAAUCGAGAACCAGUCGUCGCCGCAACACAGUUUUUCACUCGAUUAUCCACAAAUAUGGCAUACCAAGUGCCAAAUAUUCAAAAUCAGCAUCUUUAUGUGCCAAACUAUGUAGGUAGACCAGAUAAUCUGUAUCUGCACAGCACAGCACAUUCAUCUGACAAUUCCGUAAAAACGUCUUCAUCAUCGAGUCCAAUAGAAACGAGCGUGCCUACUACCCACCAUACAGAUAACAAAAGAAGUCCCUUACCUGCCAUCCAUUAUGUGCCCCAAAGCAAUAUACCUCUCGUACAUUCACAUGUUCAACCACACUACAGUGCAAAUGAGGUAAGACCUUUGCCUAGUCUAUCAUCUAUAUCAAUGGUUACACCAAAAUAUGUCAUCGACCAAAACUUACCGAAGUACAAUAGAACAUAUGAUACUUUCAGUACAAAUCAAAAGAGCUGUGCUGAUGAGGAAGAAGAGAUAUAUGAUUCUGAUGUUUCAGAUGAUGAAAUUUCAGACAUGAUGAACAAGGUUAAUUUGUCGGAUAAAAACGCUAAUGAAGAAGAAUACGACAGCGAUGAGGAAGAUUUUAUUGCUACAUUUAAGAGGGUAAAUAUCUUGAAGGAUUAUGCAAUUUGUACAUUAUUGGAAGAGGAAUAUGAUACUGAGGAUGAACCUGAACCAGUACUUCAGCCUAAUGUUGCUGAAUCAAAAUCAUUUGAUGCACACUUAAUGACUUUUCCGGAAAUCCUAAUAUGA
Messenger RNA from Nakaseomyces glabratus, 1755 nucleotides. It is a transcript of the gene RIM101, whose product is annotated as alkaline-responsive transcriptional regulator RIM101. Gene Ontology annotation, cellular component: nucleus. Lineage: Eukaryota; Fungi; Ascomycota; Saccharomycetes; Saccharomycetales; Saccharomycetaceae. Gene Ontology annotation, biological process: positive regulation of transcription by RNA polymerase II. The record is from RefSeq and is a predicted model, not a curated record.